Molecule: messenger RNA, 1469 nt
Organism: Strongylocentrotus purpuratus (purple sea urchin)
Lineage: Eukaryota; Metazoa; Echinodermata; Echinoidea; Camarodonta; Strongylocentrotidae
Product: low-density lipoprotein receptor-related protein 4-like
Exons: 9
Coding region: 234-1469 (411 amino acids)
Source: RefSeq, a predicted model, not a curated record
GUUAUUGUGGUGCUUCGGUGGUAGCUAUACCUUUUCGUAUAAGGACCCGAAGGAAGUGAGUAUGAAGAUAUCUACGGAGAUAAAUAUGUUGUCUGUUUUACAAGCAUUCUCUUCAAACUGAUUAAUAGAUUGCAUUUACCUCAACAUUGCCAAAAACGGUAGUGUGAGGAUUUUAGCCGAUCAAGGACCUCCAGAGUUUCGACGAUUUGCAGGACUUCACUUGAGGACUGACAAUGGAAAGCUCAUCUGUAGGAAAUGCCCUUUACUUUGGACUUCUGGUCCUCCUUUUCCAGUUGAAUGCUGUUAUAAGCACCGACAAACUGUUUGUAGCCGAUGGAGCACUGGGUCAGAUCUUCUUGGCGGAGACUGACGGGGACUCCUUCCUUGCAUCACCGCUUACUCCCCUGAAUCUGACCAUCAACGAAGCACCGAUAGGUCUUGAUUACGACUAUCGCUCCGACAUGAUAUACUGGAGUGACCAAGACACGCACACCAUCCACCGAUCUACUCUCAACGGAUCAUUUCAGGAAGUUAUUGCUAGUGGUACAAUCGUUCCACAUGGUAUCGUGCUAGAUCUGGAGGAAGACAAGGUGUUUUGGUUGUCAGCCGGUUCCGGGAACCUCUACCGGGCCAAUCUUGACGGAUCUAAUCUUGAGAUCCUGAAUCCUGUAUUCAUGGUCCCACGUGGUAUCACAAUCUCCUACAAUAGAAGAAAGCUUUAUAUUACAACGCGUCUGUCUUCACCUGCUAUCAGAAGCGUGAACACUGAUGGGACUAAUGACGUUGUUCUCAUCGACACAGAUAUCGCAUCGCCAAGUGGCAUAGCCUUCAAUUUCCAAGAGCAACGCCUAUACUGGGCAGACGACUCUUUAGACAAAAUAGAGUCUAUGGAUCCCGAUAACAGCACCGAUCGGAUAAUUCUGCUCUCCGUCACAGCAGGUUCAACACUUAAUUUAUUCCCUUUUGGCCUUGCUCUCCAUUAUGAUGACGUCUACUUUAGUGAUAUCAACAGCGGAUUAGUCAUAUUUGUUGAUUCUUCUUCAGGGGAGGUUAAAACGUUGCCCUCUUUAUUCAGUCUGCCGGUUGAAGUUCACAUUUAUAUAGAUGUAUGCGCAAAUAGAUGUCUUAAUAACGGUAGCUGUGUGAGAAGUUUGACAUCUGUAAAAUGUUCUUGCCCUUUUGGAUUCCUUGGGUCAAGAUGUGAAAUUGAUGCAUGUACUAACAGAUGCGUGAACGGAGGGACAUGUGCUCCGUCUGAAAGAGGCUCCAUAUGCAUCUGUCCUGAGGGAUUCAGUGGAUCUAAAUGUAAUUCAGAUCUAACAAUUCAUACCCAGUCUAAAUUCCUGGCGUACAUCGAAUCUCAGACUGGUAUAACAUUAGAGGAAGGCUACAACUCAGCGUUCAUAGGAAGGAGCGGCUUUAGUACCACAGGUCAUCUGACGUCUAUAUGCCUACAUCCGAACACGUAA